CCUCUCAAAGUUUCAAACUUUCUAUUAACAUUUCUUGACUUAACCAGAUUCCAUAUCCAAAAAAGGUUUUUUAUUCUUUUUAACAGCAUUUUACUUGCACCGUAUGGGUAUUUGCAGUUCUUGUGAAUCGACCCAUGUCGCCACUGCAAAAUUGAUUUUGCAGGACGGAAGGCUUCAGGAAUUCUCGUACCCAGUUAAAGUUUCUUAUGUUCUUUCUAAGAUUAACCCUACUUAUUUCAUUUGUAAUGCUGAUGAAAUGGAGUUUGACGAUGUCGUUUCUGCUAUUAACGAUGAUGAAUUGCUUCAGCCUGGUCAGCUUUAUUUUGCUGUGCCUUUAAGUAGAUUAAAGCACCCUUUACAACCUGAAGAAAUGGCUGCAUUGGCUGUUAAAGCUAGCUCCGCUUUAAUGAAAAGCACUAAUUAUAAUGGUGCUGAUAAAAUUACCUGCCGCCGGAAAGCGGUGUAUUCCGGUGAUGGGAAGUCUAGUCGGAGAGUGGCUGCCUCCGCCACCAGCGGCGGCGGCGACGGUGGGUCGAGGAGGGGCGCUGGUAGGGGAAAGUUUACGGCAAUGUUGAGUGCAAUUCCUGAGUAGAAAGGGGUAGUUUAGGAAAUGAAUUGAAAUGAAGGGUAUAAAUGUAAAUAUAGUGACGAUGAGGGUUCAUUUUGGAAGUUUUUAUCGUAGAAUUGAUGUUGUUAAUGUGUACAUUACUUAUGGCUAUUGGCUGUCACAAAUUUAAGGGCUGUAUUACAAUUUUGCCCAUAGAAUCAAAUGAUGAGCCUUUUAUUAUAUAAAUAAUUCCAUAAGUCAUUCUUUAAAUGAAAAGGGUUGACUAGUGGUAUCAAAAUUAUGAAAGCAACAUUGAUUUGCUGCGUA
Molecule: messenger RNA, 874 nt
Organism: Ricinus communis (castor bean)
Lineage: Eukaryota; Viridiplantae; Streptophyta; Magnoliopsida; Malpighiales; Euphorbiaceae
Exons: 1
Coding region: 104-592 (162 amino acids)
Source: RefSeq, a predicted model, not a curated record